AUGCUUCUCCGUCUUCUUCCCGCUGCCACCCCUAAUCAGCCUAACCCACCUACUAUCCUCUUCACCCUUCCUCUUCCUAGUCAUCCUUACACUGCUCGAUCCCUCCCUCUGCCUGCCAACUUACUCGCCCAUCGUUCGGUCUGUUUACAAGAAGAAAUAGAAUGUUCCAAUGUUCUGCUUGGCGAAAAGUCAUCAUGGAUUGGAGGUGCCGUAGACGAUGUCACCUUCUCUCUUCCCACUAAUACCAUCUCCACCCACAUGAUCGACGGAACAUGCCUUACCAUGCCUAUCGAUCCCGUCUGCGCCAUUCAACUGGAAAGAGUUGUUCACGAAGUCAGAUUGUCGUUUGCUCCACCACCCCCGACCGCUAGGACGAGCACCUCCAGUCUAGCAAGCACUUCGUCAACCUCCUCUGGAAACAGCGCCUACGGUGGUAUACAGAUUCCUCAGUCUAAACGAACCCCUUCAGGUCUCCUCUACUCUCUUCUUUCCCCUUUACUCCCGGGACAAGCCUCUCGUGCGGCUUCUCCUCCUCGUAGACCUGAAGCCGAGAUAUCUCCGGCACGGAUUCAUCGACGACAAGCCCGGUCCAUCCUGGUCGACACUUACCGUCGUCACGUCCUUCCUGACUUGAAAGACCGCCUUUCACAAGCGUACCUCCCGUGGAUCAUUGCGAGCGAAACCAAUAAGAGGUUGGAUGAAUUUGACCUUCUGCGAGGAGAAAUCAAUGCUAUCCUCGCCGUUUCCAAGGUGGACCACCGAUUCUUAGGUGCACCACUUCAACGAUGUUCUUCCAGAAAUUCAUCAGACGAAUCAGAUUCCGAAUCUGAUUGUAACCCCUACACUCCAGCCUCAUCCGUAUCAUCCACUCAAUCAGGUUGUACCACACCUCAGAGCACUCGCAGAUCAUCUCCAUCACCCCAAUCUUUUCUACUUUCCAUCCCUCCCCCACAUGCUCUGCCUGUGGAACAUCGUGAAGCCUACUCUGCCCGCUUAGUUGCAUUGAGUCGGAUCGCCUCUCGUCUAGCCGCGAUCAAACGGUUGGGCACGAAGUAUGAAAGGGAAGAAGGGAAACGCCGAUGGUUGGAAUCGUUAGAAAGGGGAAAAGCUGGUGAUCGCGCUCUUCGUCGAGCUUACUCAAAUGGAGAAUUACCACUCAACACUGCUGCUCAUAUGUCAUCUCGACCGAACCGACCGUCACGUUUGGUCAUGUCUUGGACGAUUGAAGAUGAAGAGAAUAAACCUGUUCAUCCGGCCAUGUCAUCAGAUUCCGAGUUGGAAGUGGAAGCUUCUUCAGUCGAGUCCAUUUCCGAUGCAGAGUCCGAGUCGGAAUUAGAUGAAAUGGAGAUGUCCGAUCGCGCGGCACUCACCACACCUCCCACUCCUGUGACCCACGAGAGACCUACGUUGGUCAUUCCCGAGUCAUCGUUGGUGAUGGGUGAAGAAUCUAUGUUACUGGGUUCCGAAGCUCAGAUGGAAGGAGAAUUCCUUAUGGUGAAAGAAAAAUCCAUGAACAAACAUACAAAUCUUGUCAUUCGAGUAACACCACCCGACUCUCUCAUCAUGGGCUACAAAGACGAUUCGUCAUCUUUGAUGUCAUCUAAAUCGGACGAAUCGAUCGAAGAUGACUGGGAAAUAGAAACUAGAUCUUCUGAUUCUUCCGACUCUUGUGAAUCGGACGAAUCUCAAACCCCAGUCACUCCUACUAUUCCAAGAUCAUUAUUACCCACUCCGAAAAUCCAACAGAAGUCGACAUUCGGAUACGACGAUAUGUCCUUUGAAGAUUUGGAGAUUGAUGUUUAUUAAACUGGAACCAUUUCAUCUCGCGUCUCAAUAUCAUCUCGAACCAUCGAUCUACCAUGUGUAUAAAAUGAGUAUCUAUUUAGAGAACAAUCAUGGACAUUAGAUUUCUUUGUCUACAAAUCCGGACAUUAGGAGGAUGAGGGAAGUCCCUCGGGGAAAGGAAGGAGGAAGGUUAGGAGAUGAAGGAAUGUAGAAGAUAGAUAUUUAUCCGGAAAGAAGUCAAGAGGUCAUUCAUUUUUAUAUUGUGCACGAUCUUUUUGGUGGUUUGGUAGCAUUAGAAAGGAAUGUUGCAUGUGAUUUUAUAUUUCUCUC
This is a messenger RNA of Tremella mesenterica DSM 1558, 2115 nucleotides long. RefSeq lists its product as uncharacterized. NCBI's taxonomy places the organism in Eukaryota, Fungi, Basidiomycota, Tremellomycetes, Tremellales, Tremellaceae. The record is from RefSeq and is a predicted model, not a curated record. The transcript is spliced from 2 exons. The coding region runs from base 1 to 1806 and encodes 601 amino acids.